AUGGCGCGAGCCAGCGAGCAGAUGGAAGAAAUGGACAGGCAUUUCUUCGAGGCUGAGUCGAUGAAGCAGCAGCGACUGAAGCAGCUCAGACUGGAGAAUCAGGGCAAGGUCACUGUCCGCGACUUCCAGGGUCGGCUCAAGCAGUACUGGCGCACGACCCUUGCUGGCGCCUACCCUCCGGGCGCCUGCCACAGCGCCGCUCGCGCCCUGGGGCGCGCGGCGCCGUCGGCAGCCUGGCGGCGAGAUGGUGAUCCACUGCUGCCCAGCCACUGGGAGGCUGAGCUCCAGCGUGCCGCAAAGCUGGGCAGCCUCCACAUCCUGGCCUUCGCCACCGCCUUGUGCGUCGUCACCGACUGCUGGGUGAACAAAGACCUGCCGCUCGUAGACACCCUGCUGGAGGAGUGCUUUGAGCAGCUCUUCCUGGGGGCGGGCAGCAAGGUCGCGGCUCGCCACGCGCUGGCGGCGUUCGCCCACCGCUUCGGCAUCUCGCUCCGGGCCCCCAGUGUCUUCCCCAAGGCGAAGGGUGCCCUCUCUGGCUGGGGCAAGUUGGAGCCUGACCUCACCUCGGGGCCGCUGUGCUGGGCGGCCGCGUGCCUCAUGGCCGAGUACCUCGCCGAACUCAAGACGGUGCUUCAGUUUGACACCUACCCCCGCCCUGGCGAGCUGCUCGGCCUCCUAGUCCCGUGUUGCCUCUUGCCUCAGCCCAGCGCCGGCUCGGGCUAUAACGAGAUGGGCCUGGUCGUUGGCGCCUCCGCGGUGGUCAUGGGCGACAACAACCACUCGCGGGUCACCAAGACUGGCCUGCAGGACGACACUGUGCUCAUCGACAGCGAGUCCCGGGUUGGCGUCGCUGGCGCCUUCGUGGCCGUGGUGCGCGCAGCCAACAAAGCCCGACAGGGCCGCCUCAUGUUCUUGCACACCUACGCGAGCUACAACCGCACGCUGAAGAAGGCCGCCGCCGCAGUCGGGCUGCUGUCCAAGGUCACAGCGCACCUUCCUCGGCACGGUGGCCCUUCGGAGGACUACCUGAGAGGCGCCCGUUCGCUCGCUGACAUCCAGGCUCGCGGCAGGUGGGCCAGUGUCCGUUCUGUUCAAAGGUAUCAGAAGAGCCGCCGUGCCCUCGCCUCCUUUUGUCGGCUCUCGACGGCCGUCAAGGCUGAGGCCAAGCGGGCUGAGGCUCGGGAGCUCUGCUUUCUUGCCUGGGCCUCGCGCUCGGCCCCCUGCGGCACGGACACCGGCGCCUGUUUCUCUUUCUCUUCGGCUUGCCAAUGGAGUGACAUGGGAUUCAUACUCCAGCUGCAUGGGUUAUUGAAUUCAGGUCUGGCCAGACGAUUUGAUUGA
Molecule: messenger RNA, 1341 nt
Organism: Prorocentrum cordatum
Lineage: Eukaryota; Dinophyceae; Prorocentrales; Prorocentraceae
Source: the annotation of a GenBank genome assembly